This is a messenger RNA of Eimeria acervulina, 11664 nucleotides long. Its product is annotated as glutamic acid-rcih protein, putative. Bases 1 to 11664 code for a protein of 3887 amino acids. NCBI's taxonomy places the organism in Eukaryota, Apicomplexa, Conoidasida, Eucoccidiorida, Eimeriidae. The transcript has 7 exons. The record is from RefSeq and is a predicted model, not a curated record.
AUGGGGGCCGCUCCCACCACUCUGCACUCCUCUUCGCGAGGCAGGUUCCUAGAUUCAAGAACGCAUUUUCUUUACAAGGGACAGCAUGCCCGAGAUGGUUGCAGCAACACCAUUAAUGGAGCGGAUUGUCACCUGGAUCAGCAGCAGCUGUAUCAGCAGUUGCAGCAUCUGCUGCGGCGACAGCUGCAGCAGCUGGGGUCGACCCCCUUUUCCGAAUCGGAACUCGCGGAUGCUCUUAAUGGGCGUGUUCCGUUGCUGCUGCAGAUUGAAGGCAGGCCAGGGCCUCCGGUAAAAGUUUGGGUAAGAAGCGCUUCACGAAAGCUUGCUUCAGGAUCCCCUGAGAGGGAGGCGGCGUUGCAUUGGGGGCCCCAGUUGCAGUUGGUUUGCAUAGAUCACAAGCUUGCUUCUCAGCUGCAACUAUUGUGGGGGAGGGUUUCUGUAGCAGCAGCAGCAGAAGCCGAUGCUGUUGCUGCUGCAAUUGCGACGCCUCUAAGCUGCGACCGCGAGCAUGACUUACCCGUGCUGCGCUGCUGCAGCAGCGUAUCCUACAGCAAACCUCCCGAUGUUUAUGCAGAGAAUAGCUGCUCAGGCCUCCCGCUCUUGCGUGUGUCCCCUCCUCCUAAUCCUUGGGUGGCAGCUUGUUUGUGGAGAAAGCGCUUCUACUCUGCUGUCUUCGGCUUGCUGCAGCACCAGCCGCAGCAGCAGCAGCAGCAGCAACGGCUACUGCAGCAGCACGGGAAUGAAGACAGUGCUGCCGUACAGAUUGCUGAUGGGUUGCCCCUUCGUUUGUGGCAGAUUGAGUGGCUGAGGCUGCAGAGGCUGUUUGGAGAUUCACUCCAAGUGCUAUUGAAAACAGUUCAGCAGCAGCAACAACAACAGCCACAGGCGCAGCAAGGCGCUCAGCAGCAGCUACAGAAGCGCACUGCUACAGACUGCCCAUACGUCAGCCUAGCGUCUCGUCUGACUGCGGCUUUGGCAGCGUCAAUGGCCCCAGCAACAGCAGCAACAGCAGCAGCACCACCACCACCAGCGCAGUCGGGAGUUCAGUCGUGUUGCUGCGGUUUGUGCGGCCCCGAGGUUUCCGAAGAGGGCAGCGUCUGCAGAGAGGACGCUUGCUCACCUGCUGCUGCUGCUGCCGCUGCUGUUGGGGGGGCUUAUCCAACCAGCCCGCUGCUAUCUGAGGAAGACAGGCAACAGCUCCUUGCUGAUGCUCGUAAAGAAAGCCUCGAAAGAGAGCCUCUGCUGCAGGCCACUGCUGCUGCUGUUGCUGCUGCAGAUGGUGCUGCUGCAGAGCCUUCUGCGGCUGCAGCAAAAGGACCCCUGCUUAGAGUCGUGCAAACAGGCCUGCCCCCCCUGAGAGAGGGUUCUUUUCUGCUGUAUGAGCAGCAGAAGCAGCAGCAGCAGCAAUGGGAACCCCUAGGUUACGUCAGCAUUCAGAAAGUCGAAGGGAUGAGGGAGGGCUCUGCUGCUGCUGCAUCUGUUGCUACUGCGUCUGAUGCCUGCAGCGACGGCGCAGCAGACUCCCUGCUGCUGCAUGCAUCUUUGAAGGAGCCUGCAUGCACACCGUUUCUAAACUGUGGCACCAAAGCUCAUCUCUUCUUCCAGAGCAACAGCAGCAGCAGCAACAGCAACAGCAACAGCAGCAACAACAGCAGCAGCAGCACAUAUCCACCUGCUCACUGUUGCUGCAUCGUUGAUGUGCAGGUGCACACUCCCUCGCUUUUACUCAGUCCCUCAGCAGCAGUCCGCAGCAAACCUGAGAAAUCCCAGCGGCUGCUGCUGCACGUGCAUCCUGCGUACCUCUACCUCCUCGAGCAGCAGCAGAAACAACAGCAACAGCGGGAGCAACAGCAACAGUACCAACAGCACCAACAGCCGCAGCAGCAGCAGCCAGAGGAUAAGGAAGAAGAUGCCGAUGCGUGGACUGCAGCAGGAGAGGCGCUGCUCCUUCGCGCCAUUCAGUGCUGUCGCGUGGGAGAAGCAGCCACAUUUCAGGUGCAGGUGCAGCAAGGCAGCAGCAGCAGCAGCAACAACACGAGCGAGUCAGGACAGCAGCAGCUAGUAGUGGCGCUGUCUGUACACCUGAUAGACGUCCUUCCCCUCCCUUCCUGCACGCAUUCAUUUUUCUUCCGCGACAGCAGCAGCAGCAAGACACAGCACCAGCAUGAUCCGCUGACAAUCAAGCAGCGCCCCUCUGAGCUGCGGCAGCAGCAGCUGUUGCGGUGCAUCCAGUGGCAGAGGGCCUUGCUGCUAGUGCAGCGCGAGCUGCAACAGUUUGCCGCUGCAUGCAUUGCUCUGCUGCUGCAGCAGCAGGAGCACCCAACUCCAUUGCUGCCUCGGCUGCUGACUUGUGCCUGCAAGAGCUGUCGGGACGCUAGAAAGCCCCCUGCAGCUCGAGAGCAGCAGCAGCAGCAGCAGCAGCAGCAGCAGCAGCAGCGCCGCGGAAGCUCGAGGGCUCCAUUACCCCGCCGCAAUAGCAGCAUGACAACGGCAGCUGCAGCAGCAGCCCGCAGUUUGCUGGGCUUAUCUUCUACGGAGCAGCAGCAGCAACAGCAGCUACAGCCGAGCACAAGUAAGCUAAGGGGCCUCCUCCUGCGAGGCAGAGCACGAAUGUCACGGCCCAAAGUGGAGGCAGACCAGCAGCAGCAACAACAGCAGCAGCAACAGCAGCAGCAGCAGCAGCAGCAGCAGCACCAUAGCGGCUCUGUUGUCCGGAGCCUGAGCCGACAAGGCCUCGCCUCCACCUUUCGACGCCUCCGCAGCCAAAGCAUCGACAAGUGGAAGUACCAGCAGCAGCCGCAGCAGCCGCCGCCGUCUCAGAUCUCAGUGCCUGCAACCGCAGCAGCAUCUGCCGCAGCUUCAGGUGCUGGCUGCGCAGCCGCAGGGGCUACCCUUACCAGCAAAGGAGACCCCGACAAAGACAUCGGGGGGGGGAGCAUUUGGAGUCUGUGUGCAGCUGCUCGAAGAGACAGCACUCUUCUCUUUCUCUCCGACUUUCAGCAGCUUUUUAGUAGCAGCGGCAGCGGCGGCGACACAUCGUUGCUUCAAUCCUACCGGCGGCGCCUGAGGGACCUGCUGCAGCAGGGGAUCUGCAUACAGGGCGUGUUGAUCCAGCUUAUCAGCAGCAGCAGGUUGUGGCAACAGCUGCAGCAGCAGCAGCGAGCAGCACAAGUAGCCCUGUGGAGGCAGUCGCAGGUUGCACUCUCACCAUUGUUUCUGCUGCUGGAGACAGGAGGUCUCUGCUUCUUUGUCUGUCCCAUACAGCAGCAGCACCUUCAAGGAGGUCAGCUGGUGCUGCCUCUCAGCCUGCAGCGCCACUCAAUGGGUUGCGAAGAAGCUGCAACAGCAGCAGAUGCAGCAGCAGCAGCACAGCGUGGUGGCGCAUGCGCCAUCGUACAUGAUCAGUUGCAGCAGAAGCAGCAACAACACCAGCAACAGCAGCAGCAGCACGAACUUGGGGCCCCGUUAGCACUCACAGACCCACUGCCGCCACUGCCCCACACUGCUGCUGCCUUUGUAGGGGUCUUGUGUACAGAGGCCGCUGCUCUUGAGGCUGCAGGAGAUGCAGUUUGGCGGCUACAGCAGCGCUUUCUGCAGCUCCAAUUCAGCCAAGAACAACAGAAGGAGCAACAGCAGCAGCAGCAGCAGCAACAGCAGCAGCGAGUGUGGGGCCUUGUAUAUGAGGCUAACAAUGCGCUCCCUUGCUUCGUGCCGGUGGAGGUGUCUGCAACAGCGACGCAGAAACAAAGGCAGCAGGCUUUCCUUGCAGCAGCAGAAUCAUUCUCGGUCUCUGCUGCUGAUAGUAGAAACCAACAGCAGCAAAGCAACUGGAAGCCGCUUCAUCAUUGUCCCCACGUCUCUCAGCACUCCUGUUGCUGCUGUGCUUCAGCAGGAGCUAGCCAGGCGAAACUCUGCAGCAGAAACAGCAGCAGCAGCAGCAGCAUGAACGCUUUCUGCCAUCGUUGUAGAGUUGCAGCAGCUCCCCCCACGUGGCCAGCAGCAGCAGCAGCAGCAGCAAGCACUUUUGAGGGGGAGACACCUGCAGCAGACUUCGUCACCGGAGAGGCCUACGUCUGGACCUCUAAGGUGAAUGCCCCCACCAUUGAGGGGGCCCCGAUUGAGUCGGCGACCCUCGCUGUGCUGCCGAAGGGAAGUGUUAAAUACAGCCGUUUCUUCUGCAGCAGCAACAGCAGCAGCAGCAGCAGCAUGAGACGGCGUGCCAAGGCUGUAGCAGAGGCCCUGCUGCAGCGGCACUUGCCUCACACAGACGGCCCCACAGUACAGGCGGCUCUACGGCAGGGAGGUCUCUCUGCUGGUGUGGGCAUGUGGCUGCUGCUAGAUGAGUUGCUGCUGCUACUGCACCAGGAGGCGCCGCAGCUGCCCCAGUGGGGAGGCGGUAGCGAGGCAGCAGCAGCAGCAGCUGCUGCUGCUGCUGCUAAGGACGAACAGCAGCAGCAGAUUUUUUGCAGCAGCAGUGCUCAAGUCGUUGCCACUGCAACUGCAUGCGUCUUAUUAGGCAAAUCCUUGCAGAAGGUGCUGCGGUACGAGCAGCAAGUUGCAUGCUGCUGCUGCAGCCCUGCUGCUGUUUGUCAUCACUUCUCUAGCUGCGCCGCUCUGUGGGCGUUUUCGCGCGGGGCGCAGCGGCUGCUGCAGCAGGAAGCAGCAGCAGCAGCAUCGACAGCAGGAGCAGCAGAGGCUGCGCAGGGUGGAAAAGGUGUGCAUGAGAGCUGCUUGCUGCUGCUCCACCGCCGUGUCUGUCUGUCUCUUGCUGCUUCUCUGCUCCGUGCUGAUGCGUUCAGCUCGCUGCUGCUGCCUCUGCCCGUGUUGCUGCGUUGCUGUCUCUCUGCCGCUCUCGAGAACCCUUCUGUUCUGUUUGAGGAGCUGCAGCAGCAGCAGCACGCGUUGUCUAUCUGCCGCUACGCACCUGUUUCUCGGCCUUGCGCCACCCCAUCUGCAGCCACGGCAGCCGCAGCAGCAGCAGGGGCAGGAGCAGAUGCAGCAACAGGAGAGGAGAACGAAGCACCAGCCCAGCGGCUUCCGUGGGGCCGAGUGGCGGUGAAGUCUCCUUUGCCGUCUGCAACGGCUUGUGUGUCUGUCUUGCUGCUUGCUGAGCUGGUGCUGCAUCCUCCUGAUGCAUGCAGCCCCUUAAAAGCUGUUUCUGCGGAGCCACCAGAAGAGGAAUACCUCGUAGGGGCCCCCUUGCUGGAUUGGGGGUGGCUGGGGGCCCCCGGGGCCUCAGCAGCUGCUGCACUUCCCUUCGGAAGGAGGCGACUUCAUCGCUCGUCUCCACCUGCGGCCCCUGACCUCACGGGGCCCCUGCUGCAUCCGCUAAGGGCCCCCAGGGGGCCCCAAGCAGAAGCUGUGGCGCAGAUUCUAAGCCCUGAGUUUCUCGCUGCAGUUCCUGCAACCCUCAGGGGGGGCCUCCUCUGUCAGUUGCUGUUGCGCGCCUUGGCGCCGCCAGAGCCCGACCUGUGGAAGGCAUACCGCAAGCAGCAGCAGCAGCAACAGCAACAGCAACAGCCGCAACAGCAGCAGCACGGAUUUGUUCUGGGGAGUCGCCUGGACGGCGUCGCUGCAGCAGCAGACGAUCACUUGCUGCGGCUGUUAAUGCUGCUGCUGCUGCAGUUUGAUAGUUGGCUAGGGUUUUCGGGGCUUCCGGAGCAGCAGCAAGCCGAGUGCCCCGCUGCAGCGAGGCGACCAGCAGCAGCAACAACAACAGCAACAGCAGCGUCAGCAGCAACAGCAGGAGACUCCGAUGUGUCUCGGCUAGUGGUUCCCUUUGGCUUAGAUGGAGGCUUCUGCGCCCCAGGCAGCAGCCUCAGGCAGCACCAGCUGAACAUUUUUGCUGCUCUGUCGAAUGCAGUUGAGGGGCUUCGGUUGGGGGGCCCCCCCAGAGGGCCCCAAGGCUCUCUUCUCGCCGCUGUCCUGGAGGGGGCGGGGCAUCCCUUUGCUUCUGUGCUAAGUUGGCUGCUGCUGCUGAUGGCCUACUGCAGCUGCGCAGUCCCAGACGCUGCCCUCAGCAGCAACAGCAGCAACAGCAGCAGCAGUGAGAUCCUCAACUGUUUCGUGGAGACAGCAGCGGCAGCAACGGCGCGUGUUGGGGUGUAUACUGACCUACUGCGGGUGCUGCGCCUGAGGCUUAGCGUCUGCCCAUUACCUGUGGGGCCCCCUCACCUCGUCCCUCGCCACAUCCCUCUGCUGCCUCUGCUUUCUGUAGACAAGCGAGUGCUUCCAGCAGACUGCAAGGGCUUCUCUGGCCUCAUGGGAGAGAACAGCACUCCUGCUGCUGAUGGUGCUGCUGCUGCUGUUGCUUUGCCUAGUAGCAGCCCUACGGCUGCUCAGCAGCAGCAAAAGCCAGCUGUCCUGGUCCCAUCCGAGUCGGCUCACCCAACAUCUCCCCUUGCUAGGAAGCAGCAUGAACAAGCUUCGCGUCUCUUCGGGUGUACGUACACCCCAAAGUACCCUGAGCACCGGCAUUGCCAUCUACCGGACCCUCUGCUGCAGCCCCAUGUUGCAUGCGCCGUCGUUCUCUACAACAUCAGGAGACUGGGGGCCCCUGUUAUUCACUGGGCCUCUGCUGUAUGUCCCCGAGGAGAUAGAGGAGACCCAGCAGCAGAGUGGGCCCUUGCAGCUGUCCUCGGUGGUGCUGCUCCUCCUUCUGCUACAGCCCUUGCUGCCGCGUCUGCUGCAGCUUCUGCUGUUGCUCCUGCUACAGCUUCUGCUGUAGCAUCUGCUUCGGCUCCUGCUGCAGCUUCUGUUGCAGCUUCUGCUGCAGGUCUUGCUGCUGCGGGUUCAGCAGCUGCAGCAGGAACAGCAGCUGGAGCGAAGUCAAGCUGCGGGGUUCCUGCUGUCAGUGGGGGCGAGUGCACGUUGUGUUUGCCUCCGUACGUCUUAAGGGGAGAAAGCUGCGAGCAUGUGCUGCAGUGGUUGCAGUGGCAGCAGCAAACCCGGCCGCUGCUGUUUGCAUGCGGCUUGAAUGAGAAGGGGGCCCUGGGCCUCGGGGAGGCGGCGUACUUUCCUGUUGACCCGGUCUUAGAAGAAAGAGACAACUUCGUUAAGGCAGCAAGAGGGACAGACGUUUGGUUUUGCUGCCAGCCGCAGCAAGUGGUGGCGCUACCGGGGACUGUCUCCAGUGUCUCUGCGGGGCUCCAUUACAGCGCAGCAGUUACAUCUGACGGUCUCCUUUUCGCAUGGGGGUCUCUUGAUGGCUGUGUAGACGAUGCUGAACCCAGCAGCAGCAGCAGCAGCAACAGCAACAGCAGCAGCAGCGCAGACAGCAGCGGCACCUUGCGGAGACACCCUGCAGAUCACUCAAGGGACUACGGCCUCAGCGAAUCUCUUCGCUUCUCCUGGCUCGACUUUCCAGUUCGCUCGCAUGCAGCGGCUGCAGUGACAGCAGCAGCAGCAGCCUGGCAGGAGCAGCAGCAGCAGCAGCAGCAACAGCGACAGAAGGAAAAUCGGGUCUUCUUACCGGCUCUGCUCAGCCAAAGCAGCACUGCACCCUCUAUCUGUAGAGGCCCCUCCUAUUCUGCUGCAGCUUUUGCUGCUGUUUCAUGCGGCCCUGACUUUUGUGCUGCGGUAACAACAACGGGAUGUCUGUACACCUGGGGCAACAACGCGAACGGUGUGUUGGGGCUUGGAGACCUCCUCAGCAGGGAUCGACCUGCUGCAGUGUCUCCUGAGCUCUUUGUUUCUGUGGCCACGGGCAAACAGCAGCAGCAGCAGCAGCAGCGCCUGCUGCAGGUAGCUUGCGGGAAUUCACAUGUUGCAGCUCUUACAGCAGAAGGGUGUCUCUUUGUGUGGGGCAGCAACAGCCACGGUCAGUGUGGCUUCUGCAGCGAGAGAGCAACAAUCCUGUCUCCGCAGCAGCUGCUGCUGCUAGACCUCUCCCGCAUGCCUUUAAGCCGCCUUACCCUAAUUCACUCCCUCGUUGCUGCAAGCAGCGACAACAACAACAACAGCAGCAGCAGCAGCAGCAGCAGCAGAGCUUCGAAAGGCUGGCUGGGCCUGGGAUAUGCCCCAACAGGAGGGGCUACCGCGACUUUGUUAGUAGCAGAUGCUGCAGGGUUUGCUUCGCUACUAGAUAAGGAGGAUCCACUGAAGUGUCUCUUUGUGGAGUCUCUUAUUAAAUUCUCUCUGAUUGCUUGCGGCUCGCUGCACACCAUCUCUCUGGGCACAGCCGGCGAGCAGCAGCACGAAGGGUCCCUACAGUGUCUGUACACCUGGGGCAGCAACACCAACAACUGCCUAGGACUUCCUGCAGCAGCAGCAACAGCAGCGGCUGCAGCGGCAUGCGCACCACCGGUGCGUCUUUCUCUUGCCGCCUUUACCGGGGAGACCCUACAGCAGCAGCGACAGCAGCAGCAGCAGCAGCAGCAGAUACCGCGCAUCAAGCAGAUUGCUGCCGGCGGCAUUACCAGCGCAGCUCUGUCUGAGGGGGGGGAGUUGUGGCUGUGGGGCGACCUUCAAUCUUUUGUUUCAAGCGGCGACUCUGCUGAAUUUGCUGCUGCCCCUCCUACGCUUUUCGAGUUAAUAGAAGACGAGAGAUUCUUUGCUGGUGAUGGGGAGGAUGCAAAGGGCAGCAAAGUACCUCUCUGUGGCGUUGCAUUUGCUGCUGAGGGGGCCCGCCUGCUGCUGUUCACGGAAGAAGGAGACCUUGUUGCAGUAGGAGACGGCUGCGUGCAGCAGCAGCUACUUUCCCUUCAUCUCAAUGACCAGCAGAAGCAGCAGCAGCAGCAGCAGCAGCAGCAGCAGCAGGAAUCCUGGAAGAAAGCUGCAGCAACCAUCGCCCCCCGCUUCUGGGCAGACAAGAGCCGAAGACAGCGCCUAAGAGGGGCCUGCAGGAUUCACGUGCCAUACAGAAAAAUAGUGAAGGCUUCUGCUGGUCUUGACCAUUUGCUGCUGCAAACUGUCUCUUCCGGCAGCAGCAGCGAGCUGCUGCCGCAGCAGCCGCUGCAGUUCCUUAAGGCUAUGCACCGCCCUCCGCCGCAGCUGCGCCUCUGCCAAGCACCCACUCCCCGAGGCAGCAGCGGCUCGAGGACCCCCAGCAGCAGCAACAGCAGCAGCAGCAGCACUGCAGACUGCACGCGAAUGAGUAGCUGCGCAAGCAGUACAGGCGUACCUUCCUCCAGAGACACUCCGCAGGGGACAGACACCGCAGCAGCGCGGCCUUCAGCUGCUAUUAGAAGCCACAGUGCUACUCCUGCAUGCAACGCGGAGGGGGACCUGCAGCAGCAUAAACAGCAGCAGCAGCAGCGGCAGCAAACAGAGGGCCCCCCUAAGCGGCUUUGGGAAGCCGCCUCUACGGUGUCCAGCAGCAGCAGCAGCAGCAACAGCAGCAGCAGCAGCAGCAGCAGCAUUGGCUUGUCUUUGGCUACAGCAGCACGAGAAGCAGCAGCAGCAGGCCUUCACCUAACACUGAGACACCUUGCAAGUGCGGGAGAAGGAGCAGCCAAAGCAGCAGCAGCACGAGCAGCAGAAGCUGUCGAGAGAGUGGCAGACGCACACGGAGCAGCAGUUGUUGAGGGCCUUCUAGAUCAGCUGGAUAGGGGAUCGGGAGCGGUCUUCAGUGCCCUGAGCAGCGGCAUUUCUUAUAUCCUCCCUCGUUCAAAGCCUGCUGCGGGUUCCAGCACUGCAGCAGCAGCAGCAGUGCCUCCACCACCAGCAGCAGCAGCAGCAGCAGGCAGCAGCAGCAGCAGCAGCAGCAGCAAACCCACUCGAAGUGCUGCUGCUGGGGCGCGUCUGACUGGGCAGUCUUUGAGGCCUUACCAUUCCUCUUUCGGGGAGACGACAGCACCGAUCCCCGUGCCAGCAGUUCGUGUGGGGCCCCCACAAACGCUGGGGACCUCGCUGCGGCCUCUGCUGCAGCAGAAAGCCUCGCCCUUUGCGCGCCACUUGCAGCUGCAGCAACAGCAGCAGCAGCAGCAGCAGCGGAUGUACAGCAUGCCUCCCCGUUCGCAGAGCCUAACCUCUCUACCUUCCUAUGGAGCGCAGCAACUCGACCCGGUGCUGCAGCAGCAGCUGGAGAAGGGGCGCCAUGAUGCUUGGCAGCGCUUGACGUCUGCGGGUAGGAUCCCUGCUGCUGCUUCCUUCACCCCACAGACAGCGCGGUUGCAGCAGCAGCACCAGCUGCAGCAGCAACUCUCUCACACUGUCCGUCCUCUGCGAGGCAACGCCUCCGUUAUACAACUCCCAGAUAUCCCGCAGCCCCAGCAGCAACCCACCCAGCAGCCAAGGCAGCAGCAACAGCAGCAGCAGCAGCAACACAAGCAGCAGCGGAGCGAUGCCCUGAGGGAGCUGCUCAAGUGCAACACUGCCCCCGCCGUGGUGCUCCCGAGUGAGAAGACGCUGCUAUAUAACAGUACCUUGCCCCACCGACAGAGCAUUGGAGCUGUUGCUGCUGCUGCUUCUUGGCAGCAGCAGCAUCAGCAGCAACAGCAGCAGCAACAGCAGCAGCAGCAGCUUGCAGAAUGGUCUACACCUCCUCCCAGCACGCCAAUGUCUGGUAGAUGGUCGAAUCAGCAUAGACAGUCUGCAGAGAGCAACCCGGCCUUUGCUGCAGCAGCAGCAGCAGCAGCAGCAGCAGCAGCAGCAGAGGAAGACGACAGUACGCUGAAUCUAUCUUACUAUCCGCAGCAUGAUACGAACAGCAGCAGUGCCAGCCGCCACAGCCUUGGUGCUGCAGCACUUCCUGCUGCGGCAUCACAGGAGUCUAUGAGGCGCUCCUGGCUGCAGCAGCAGCAACAGCAGCAACAGCAGCAGCAGUUUUCAGGACUCACAGCAGCAGCUGAGCACUUAACUGUGCCGUCCUUCUCGGUGUCCCCCUUGCCAGCAGAAGAGGCAGCAGCAGCAGCGGCAGCAGCAGCAGCAGCAGCAUCAGACAUAUUACCCCCUAUCACGUAUGCAGCAAACCCUGCCCCUACCUCUGUGUGGCCCUACUCGGGAGACACCCUAGAGCAGCAGCAGCAGCAGCAGCGCGAGGAGCAGCAGGUGCCGCUCUCCUUCCCGCCCUCAAUACAUCCACAGGUGCAGCAGCAGCAGCAGAAGAAGCUGCAGCAGCAGCACUGGGCGUCUCUUGGGGGCCUCACCGACCGUGGACGCGACAGUCUGAGUGCUUCUUAUCUGCCGCAGCACUCCGCUGUCUAUACUCCUCUCCAGCAUGUUGCCAGCACUCCUGCAGCAGCAGCAGCAGCAGAUAGCUGCAGUCAGGGCCCUUUCGGCAUACCCUUCCAAAGCCCUGACACGCUGGAAUCGAUUCUGCUGAACAACCAGCAGCUGCUGGGGCAGCUGCAACAGCAGCAGCUGCUGCUGCAGCAAACCGCGGCACAAGGUAGCCUUCAGAGCCAUCAUCCGCAGCAGCUGCUGCUUGUACACCCCAGCGAGCUGCUCCCCAACUCGCAGCCCCACAGCAUGCCGGUGCUGCAGGGCAAUGAGUAUUUGCUCAUAGAACCUUCGCAAUACCAACACGUGCUGCAGCAGCAGCAAAUGCUUCUGCAGCAGCAGCAGCAGCAGCAACUCGCCAAACAGCAGCACCUGCACGCGCCUUCUACGUGGGACUAUAUGCCGCCGCAGCAGCCGCAGCAGCAGUUUCACUUAACAGCAGAAACCCUGCCCUCGCAGCAAGGGAUUCGGCAGCAGCAACAGCAUCAACAGCAGCACCAGUAG